AUGUCAACUCAAAUCACAGUUACACCUAUUUCUUCUUCAGCUAAGUCAAGCAUCGACUUCGGCGCAAUCGUAUCAAACGUCGAUAUUGAAAACAUGACUGAUGCCGACUUUGAUGUGAUCCGUCAAGCUCUCUUCACCCAUCAAGUUCUCGUCUUCAAGAACCAAAGCCACGUUUCGCCCAAAGCUCAGUUUGAAAUCACUCGUCGCUUCGACCCUGAAGCUGCAGGUUCAUACGGCCAUGGAAAAACCAUCGAUGCAAAGCGAUCAAUCCUGCAUCCUGAUCUCAAGACCAUUCCUCAUCAACCCCAAGUCCAAGUCAUUGGCAACGGCUUCGUUGAAGAGUACGAGGGUCUGAAGAAUAUCCAGCUCAGACAUCCUCAUCAUCGCACAUUCCAUGCAACUACUAUUCCGGAUGAGAAGGACCUUGAUCUCACCAGGUUCUACAGAUGGCAUAUUGACGCUGCUCUGUACGGCCUUGCUCCCCCUGUUGUCACGUCUCUCCUCGCCGUUCGUGUUCCGGGCGGUCGUAAGCAGACUCUUGUCUAUGACGACGGCUCGGAUGAGGAGAUGACUGUGCCACUCGGUACGACCGCUUUCGUGUCAGGUUACGCCAUGUACGACCAACUCUCGCCUGAAAAUAAAGAGUUUGUGCGCACUACAAAGGCUGAAUAUGCCCCACAUCCGUACGUGUGGAUGAGCAGUGCAAAAUCCCGCUCCGAUGGUUUAGGCCUGGUCUCUGAAGGAAAAGAGAUUCCUCUCGACAAGUUGCCUCUCAUUGAGGAAGACAAGAUCCAAGUUCUUCCCAUGUGCUGGCGUAACCCCGUUACGGGCCGCUUAGCUCUUCAAGUACACCCCUCUGCCGUUCGAAAGCUGCAUCUUGCUGACGGCACGUUAAUUGAUGAUCUCGUCGAGGUUCGCAAGCGGGUGCAUGAUCUUCAACGUCCUGGUAUUGCACCCGAAAAGGUGUACCCUCACGACUGGGAACAAGGAGACCUUGUUCUUUUCCACAACAGAGGGUUGAUCCAUUCGGUCGUUGGGGCUUUUGCGGAGGAUGAGGUUCGUCUGUUUAGACAAUGUAAUAUUGCUGGUAGCAAGUUGCCAGAAGGUCCAGUCUUAGUAGAAGCUGCGUAG
Messenger RNA from Fusarium venenatum, 1131 nucleotides. RefSeq lists its product as uncharacterized. The record is from RefSeq and is a predicted model, not a curated record. NCBI's taxonomy places the organism in Eukaryota, Fungi, Ascomycota, Sordariomycetes, Hypocreales, Nectriaceae. Gene Ontology annotation, molecular function: oxidoreductase activity.